UGUAGCUUCCGCUUUCUGCAGCAUGAUCUAUUUAAAAUAAAAUGAAAAAGGGAAAAGUGGGAAAUCGAUGCGUCAAUCUUAGGUCUCAAUUAUUUCCUCUUCUUCGGUGAUUUCUGGGCAAGAUGCUCUGAUUUGGGCAAGCAACUCUGUCAAUGGAUUAAUCUCGUUUCGAAAUUUCUGAGUUUGCUCAAUGUGAGUGAAUUUGUUCUUCGAUUUGUGUUGAAUUUCGUCCCUGUGUUAAAUUUCAGAAGCGUCUUGUAGUUUGAUUGUGAAACUUAGCUUCUUGAGUUACUUCGUUGGAAUUUUGGAGUUAGGGUUUGCUUUUACAUGUUUAAUCUUUUAUCGAGUGGUUGGUAGAAUAAGUGGAUCUCGCUACAAUGCUUCUGAUCAUCAACUCGAAGAAGCUUUGAUUGAUUGAUUUGCUAGAUGACGGAUGAUGAUUUCUGAGAUACCGCUGGGAGAGGAGUCUAUCCGGCAGGAUCUUGAGGUUUUAACCAUGUCGAAGCGGCUUGUGAAAAGUGUUAGCCAGAAGUUGAAGAAAAAGAUUCAUAAAUCGGAGGUGGUGGAAGAUGAAGUGGAUGCAAGGGGAGCGGUUAAUUGUCUAAGCAUCAGUGUUAGUUGCAGAGUUGCUGAUACAGGUGAGAAUUUUGAGGAUCGUACUGAUAAGAGGUUUUCCAGUGCUAGUGAGGAGGGUAAGGGAUUAUUGAUGACCAUAUGCGGAACUGAAGAAACUAGGUUGGAUUGCUUUUCUUAUGGGGUUAAAGAGAGAUUCUGGAAGAAGCAUAAUAGAAAAUAUUUAGUCGACUCGGCCCAGGAUUAUCGGAAGCACAUAUUCCUUCCUGACGAUAUUCUGGAAAUGUGCUUGAUGAGGCUUCCUUUGACUAGCCUAUUGAAUGCACAGCUUGUUUGCAAGAAAUGGCGAUCCAUGGCCACCAACCAGCGGUUUCUCCAGAUUAGACGAGAAGGCUCCUUUCAAACCCCAUGGUUCUUUCUGUUUGCUGCUCUUAAAGAUGGCUGCUCCUCUGGUGAAAUUCACGGGUAUGAUGUAUCUCAAGAAAAAUGGCAUAGUAUUGAAUCUGAUCUACUUAAAGGGCGGUUUAUGUACUCCGUGACGAGCAUCCAUGAGGAGAUUUAUAUAAUUGGAGGUCGUUCUACGGAUAGGAACUCUUUCAAGUCCCACAGAGGUAUCUUGGUAUUCAGCCCUUUAACCAAAUCAUGGCGUAAAAUUGCAUCUAUGAGAUAUGCUAGAUCACUUCCCAUUGUUGGUGCCACUGAAGUUACUUCAGAAUUCUCGACCAUACAGACCCAACAUAAUCGCCAACAUAGACGCUUUUACCUGUCAAGAAGUGGCGGGGAAUCAGACGUUUAUGAAGACCCUCACAGGCUAUCGGUAAGACGACAGAACAGAAACUUGUCUGAUCAAAAUGGAACUAAAUCCCACAGAUUAACAAGACAAAAGCUUGAUCGGCUUAACCGAAACAGCUCCAAGAGAAUUGUGCUCAUUGCCAUAGGAGGCACUGGAUUGUUCGAUGAGCCACUUGAUUCAGGUGAAAUGUACGACUCAUCAACAAACGCAUGGUCAGAAAUUCAGAGACUCCCAAUGGAUUUCGGGGUUGUAAGUUGUGGGAUCAUAUGCAAUGGAAUCUUCUACGCUUAUUCUGAGAAUGAUAAGCUAUCAGGGUAUGACAUUGAGAGAGGCUUCUGGAUUGCGAUCCAAACCCCAAUCCCUCCUCGGGUUCAUGAGUUCUACCCUAAACUCGUCUCCUGUAACCAUCGGUUGUUCAUGCUCUCAGUCUCAUGGUGCGAUGAAGGAGAUGGACAAAUUGGGAGGAGAAACAAAGCGGUGAGAAAGCUGUGGGAGUUGGAUCUUGUGUACCUCACAUGGACCGAGGUUUCAGUACACCCGGAUGCACCAAUGGAUUGGAACGCCACAUAUGUCUCAGACCAGAACAUAGUAAUGGGAGUUGAGAUGUUCAAGAUCUUUGGGCAGGUAUUAAGUUUCUUCACUGUCUGCGAUAUAUUAACGGAAGAAGCUUCUUGGAGACAUGUUUCGAGGAACCAAAGGAGUCAAAAACUUAAUCUAUCUUGUAUGAACAAGACCAUUGCCUUGCUUCAUCUCUGAUCUUUUUCAAUUCAUUUUUAUAACUUUCAGGACUCAGUCAAAAUUGAUUGAUUCAUGUAUUGAAAAGAAAUGCAAUGUGCUAGUCCCUUGUGAUUGAUUUGAUAUGUAAUGUUUAUACUUUUACAGAAUUUGUUCUGCAAUUCCUUUGGAGUUAGGAAUA
Messenger RNA from Arabidopsis lyrata subsp. lyrata, 2282 nucleotides. RefSeq names its product F-box/kelch-repeat protein At5g42350. Gene Ontology annotation, cellular component: SCF ubiquitin ligase complex. Gene Ontology annotation, molecular function: protein binding. NCBI's taxonomy places the organism in Eukaryota, Viridiplantae, Streptophyta, Magnoliopsida, Brassicales, Brassicaceae. The coding region runs from base 434 to 2122 and encodes 562 amino acids. The record is from RefSeq and is a predicted model, not a curated record. The transcript has 2 exons.